UAAUUAAUGAGUCAGUUGUUUUUGUCUCCUUCUCGUCUUUCUCCCCGGGUAGUACGCCGCGCCGAGCAUGGCCAUUGUUGUUGGCCACCUCUGAAUGCUCACUACCCACCAUCGGAGGAAGAUAGAAGGCGACCGGAACAGGGCUCACGCCGCCAUCUUCUUUCCCUAAAUCAAUUCACGUAAAUUAAAUUAAAUUAAAGUAAAGUAAAUCAAGGCCGCCGGCGAGUAUAUAGAUCAGAUCGAUCAAGAUGAAUGACUUAUUCUCUGCUAACUCGUUUAAGCGCUACCAAACGGAUGAUCUGGAGGCGGGAGGCGGAGACGGCGACGCCCCGGCGGCGGGGAAUAAUAAUAAUAAUAAUGAUGAAUCCGCGGAUCUCAACAAGUUUUUCGAGGAUGUGGAGAAAGUGAAGACUGACAUGAAGGAUGUGGAGACGUUUUACAAGAAGUUGCAGGAGUUGAACGAGGAGUGCAAGACGGCCCACAAUGCGAAAACCAUGAAGAGUUUGAGGUCCAAGAUGGACGGUGACGUGGCGCAGGUCUUGAAGCGGGUCAAGGUCAUCAAGGCCAAGCUGGAAGCCCUGGAAAAGUCCAACGCCGCGUCCCGCCAGGUGUCCGGGUGCGGCCCGGGCUCUUCCACGGACCGGACCCGAACCGCGGUCGUGGGCGGGCUCGGCAAGAAGCUAAAAGUCAUGAUGGACGACUUCCAGGCCCUGCGGGCCCGGAUGAACUCCGAGUACAAGGAGACCGUGGCUCGGCGAUACUUCACCGUGACGGGCGAGCAGCCCGACGACGACCUAAUCGAAAACCUAAUCGCCAGCGGCGAGAGCGAGUCGUUCCUUCAGAAAGCCAUCCAGGAACAAGGGCGGGGACAGAUUCUGGACACCAUAUCGGAAAUUCAAGAAAGGCACGACGCGGUUAAAGAGAUAGAGAAGAACCUGAUCGAGCUCCACCAGAUAUUCUUGGACAUGGCGGCGCUGGUGGAGGCGCAGGGGCAGCAGCUCAACGACAUCGAGAGCCACGUGGCGCACGCUAGCUCCUUCGUCCGCCGAGGUACCGAGCAGCUCCAAGAAGCCAGUGAGAUUCAGAAGGAAUCCAGAAAGUGCACUUGCAUUGCCAUUAUUCUCGUCAUUGUUCUCAUCAUCGUCCUUCUUUUCCCAAUUUGGUCCCAUCUUUUGAUGCUUCAUCUCAGGUAGAACAAUUGGGGGAUAUGGUACAACAAAAUCUAAAUUUUUGAGACCUCAAUAUUUGAAAUUUGGAAAACCAUUUUUGCAAAAUAUGUGUACGCUUCAGAUUUAUUUAUUCAUUUAUAUUUUCAGAUUUUUUAUAAUGUAUUAAUGUGUAUGUAGUCUAUGAAUUAUUAAUUAUUACUAGAAUAUAAUGUAUUCAAUGUAUGUUCUUUGUGUAUAUAUCUUUUCCCCUUUUGAUUCA
Ipomoea triloba (trilobed morning glory) is the source of this 1428-nucleotide messenger RNA. Its product is annotated as syntaxin-125-like. Lineage: Eukaryota; Viridiplantae; Streptophyta; Magnoliopsida; Solanales; Convolvulaceae. The transcript has a single exon. Gene Ontology annotation, cellular component: endomembrane system; SNARE complex; plasma membrane. Gene Ontology annotation, molecular function: SNAP receptor activity; SNARE binding. The record is from RefSeq and is a predicted model, not a curated record. Gene Ontology annotation, biological process: exocytosis; intracellular protein transport; vesicle fusion. Bases 249 to 1193 code for a protein of 314 amino acids.